AAUGAGCUCCAACAAGAUAGGAGCACUGUCAGAGACUGCUCGAUCUUGGUUUUCAUCUAUUUCUGUUAUAUUUAUUGUUGUUAUCAAUUCACGGUAUGUGUCAUUCAGAUUGUUUUCCUUGUUGCAUCACUCCUGGGCCUCCGAAGGGUCUUCUUUGGUGGAUCAUAUAUACGUGGACAUAAAAGCACAAUGGAAAACAUUUCUUUUGCAAUUGAUUUCUGGUCACAGAGCCAAAUGCAAGCAGUAUUCUUGAGACAUGAGGGGUAUUUGGGAGCUCUUGGUGCCCUGAUGAGUUAUGGAGAUCUCAGUGUUGAAAAUCUUACUGUUGAGGAAUCAAAGGAGAAGGAGCCGCAUCACGAGUCAGCAGCACCUGUUGAUGGAACAUCAUCAGAUGAAGAGAACGAUGGCAAUAUAUUUCCUUAUCUUCUCGUUAAUAUCGGAUCAGGUGUCAGCAUGAUAGAGGUAAUUGGUAAGGGGAAAUUUGAAAGAAUUAUAGGAUCCCAUCUAGGUGGUGGUACUAUUCUUGGUCUUUCCAGGCUUUUGACUGGCUGUUCAAGUUAUGAAGAAUUCUUGGAGUUGAGCCAGAGGGGCAAUAAUUUGUCCGUUAAUUUGACUGUUGGAGACAUAUAUGGUGAAGAAGGUUACCCAAAGAUUGGUCUUCCAGCAUCCACUACUGCAGCUAGCUUUGGAAAAGUGAACUCAAGCAAACUAUCAGACUACAAAAUGGAGGAUCUUGCUGCUGCUCUAUUGAAUUCUUUCACUUACUACAUUGGACAGGCAUUCUUCUCUCCAGAUAUGUGGUUACUAGUUAUCAUCCAUUAGUUAUCCUGGCCUUAUUAGAUAGCCUACUUCGUGGCUAAUCUUUGAGGCCUAAAGCGAAUUUUCUUCACAGGUGCUUAUGUCUGUGGUCAUGAAAAGACUAUGGACAAGAUCUCUCGUUCCCUAAAAUAUUGGUCCAAAGGUGAAGUCCAGACUACAUUUCUAUGUCAUGAAGGGUUCUUGGGAACACUGGGUGCAUUUUGGAGUUACGAAAACAUGGGCAUUGAUAGCUUGGCGGCGCAUGAAGUCAUUAGGGAGGUCUUGCUUGGCGCACCAUACACUGGCCAAUUCCCGUCUUUACCUGUCACUGAACAG
Messenger RNA from Panicum virgatum (switchgrass), 1134 nucleotides. RefSeq names its product pantothenate kinase 1-like. The transcript is spliced from 7 exons. Gene Ontology annotation, cellular component: cytosol; nucleus. The annotation marks the transcript as partial. Gene Ontology annotation, molecular function: pantothenate kinase activity; ATP binding. Gene Ontology annotation, biological process: coenzyme A biosynthetic process. The record is from RefSeq and is a predicted model, not a curated record. Lineage: Eukaryota; Viridiplantae; Streptophyta; Magnoliopsida; Poales; Poaceae.